GUCGAUGCGGCGGGCCCUAGUCGGCGGCGGGGGCCCGUGAUCGGUGCGCGACCCGGGCUGGCGGUGGUUUCCGGUUCCGCGGGGCUGGCGGGCGAGCGGGCGGCCGGGAUCGGCGGCGGCGGCGGCGGCGCUUGACAGACAAUGAGGGCGGCGGGGCGGCGUUGAGCGGCGGCGGCGGCGGCGGCGGCGGCGAGCGACGCGGGGCCCGGGGGCGGGGCGGGGCGCCAGCCAUGGACAAUCAGUGCACCGUCCAGGUGAGGUUAGAGCUGGGGCACCGUGCCCAACUGCGCAAGAAGCCCACCACGGAGGGGUUCACUCACGACUGGAUGGUGUUUGUGCGCGGCCCCGAGCAAUGUGACAUCCAGCACUUCGUGGAGAAGGUGGUCUUCUGGCUGCACGACAGCUUCCCCAAGCCCAGACGCGUGUGCAAGGAGCCCCCCUACAAAGUAGAGGAGUCGGGGUACGCUGGCUUCAUCAUGCCCAUCGAGGUGCACUUCAAAAACAAGGAGGAGCCGAGGAAGGUCUGCUUCACCUACGACCUGUUCCUGAACCUGGAAGGCAACCCGCCCGUGAACCACCUGCGCUGCGAGAAGCUCACCUUCAACAACCCCACCACGGAGUUCCGGUACAAGCUCCUGCGGGCCGGCGGGGUGAUGGUAAUGCCCGAAGGAGCAGACACGGUGUCCAGGCCCAGUCCCGACUACCCCAUGUUACCCACAAUUCCACUCUCUGCCUUCUCUGACCCCAAGAAGACCAAACCAUCCCACGGCUCCAAGGACGCCAACAAGGAGAGCAGCAAGGCCUCCAAGCCGCACAAGGUGACCAAGGAGCACCGGGAGCGGCCCCGCAAAGACUCCGAGAGCAAGAGCUCCUCCAAGGAGCUGGAGCGUGAGCAGGCCAAGAGCUCCAAGGACACCUCACGGAAGCUGGGCGAGGGCCGGCUGCCCAAGGAGGAGAAGGCGCCACCGCCCAAGGCUGCCUUCAAGGAGCCCAAGAUGGCCCUGAAAGAGACCAAGCUGGAGAGCACGUCCCCCAAGGGUGGGCCCCCGCCCCCGCCCCCACCCCCACCCCGGGCUUCCAGCAAGCGGCCGGCCACUGCCGACUCGCCAAAGCCCAGCGCCAAGAAGCAGAAGAAGAGCAGCUCGAAGGGGUCCCGGAGUGCUCCAGGCACCUCGCCCCGCACCUCUUCCUCCUUCUCGGACAAGAAGCCGGCCAAGGACAAGAGCAGCGCCAGAGGGGAGAAGGUGAAGGCCGAGAGUGAGCCCCGGGAGGCCAAAAAGGCCCUGGAGGUGGAGGAGUCCAACUCAGAGGAUGAGGCCUCCUUCAAGUCCGAGUCUGCCCAGUCAAGCCCGUCCAACUCCAGCUCCAGCUCAGACUGCAGCUCAGACUCGGACUUCGAGCCAUCUCAGAACCACAGCCAAGGACCCCUGCGCUCCAUGGUGGAGGACCUGCAGUCUGAGGAGUCCGAUGAGGAUGACUCUUCGUCAGGCGAGGAGGCUGCCGGCAAGGCCAACCCGGGGAGGGACUCCAGGUUGAGCUUCAGCGACAGCGAGAGUGACAACAGCGCUGACUCCUCCCUGCCCAGCCGCGAGCCCCCACCCCCCCAGAAGCCACCCCCGCCCAACAGCAAGGUGUCAGGCCGGAGGAGCCCUGAGUCCUGCAGCAAGCCCGAGAAGAUCCUCAAGAAGGGCACCUACGACAAGGCCUACACGGACGAGCUGGUGGAGCUACACCGGAGGCUGAUGGCGCUGCGGGAGCGCAACGUGCUGCAGCAGAUUGUGAAUCUGAUCGAGGAGACCGGCCACUUCAACGUCACCAACACCACCUUCGACUUCGACCUCUUCUCCCUGGACGAGACCACCGUGCGCAAACUGCAGAGCUAUCUGGAGGCCGUGGCCACAUGACCCUGGGCCGCGUGCCGGGCCCCCACCACCGGGGUCCUGGGAGGCUGCAGCCGGGCCCCGCCUGCCCUCCUCUCCCGUCUCGCCUGCCCGCAGCACUGCCUUAGCGACAGCCCUGUCCUCGCCCGCACGGCCCGCUGCACUUUCCUCGGCGGCUCCCUGCCCACUCUCCCUGCUCCAUCGCCAGGAGCCCUGGGGCCAGGCUGGGCCACACGCGAGCCACCCCUCGGGCUCCCCUCAGAGAGCGGCUGAUGUUGAAGGCAGCUCUGGGCAGAGACAGGGCCGGGGGCCCCUCGCCCAGCCUUGGGACCAGGCCCCACUCCUCGGCGGGCUGUGUGGCAGGGCGUGGCUGCCCCAGCCUUUCUGAGCAGCGGACCGCCGGCUGGGGAGCGUCUCCAGCCUCCUGAAUGGUUCAGAACACACCCUCUGCCCACCCUGGGCCUCAGAAGGCCCUGCCUGUGUGUCUGCGUCGUCCUCCGUGUAGACCUAGCGCCGGCUCCUCCCCGGCUCGCGCUGCGCUGGGGUCCGUGCUGUAUAGUUCUCUCUAUUAUAUAUGUGUGUGCACUGUCUGGUUAAGAGCAGUGUCCAUGUGCGUUUCUGUGGCAGCAGUGCACGUGGGGUGGGUGGGGGGUGCGUACGGUGGGGCUUGUAGGUUAAGAUGUCUCCGCGGUGUUGUGGGGCGGGAGGCCGAGCCAGGCACGGCAGCUGGCCCCUCCAGGCGCGUGGAGGAAUUCUCCCUUUGCCGUUCCAAGGAUGCCGCGGCCUCCUGCCCGGGCUCCCGGGGGGCAGCCAACACUACAAAGGGCAGUGAGUCCUCAGGGCGCCGGGGAGCCGCCACUCCGCUCUCGGGCUCUACUCAGACUAGCGCCAACAGUCUCCGGGGACAGACUCGCAUCGGCCGCCCUGGGGCUCGGCCUCCUCCCAUAGGCUCCUCUUCCUCUCUUUCAUUCAGCAAGUCUUCAAACUUUGAAAAAAAAUACGAGCUUUUGCCAAAUAAGACGGGAUAGUUUAUGGAGUUUUCUGAGGCGCGUUGGACUCCGGUCAGCCCCCUGAGCGUGGGCUCGGCCGUCGGCAGGCCCGGUGGGUUGGCCGGGCUGGCCCUCCCAGGCUGCCUUUCUCUCUGGUCGUGGCCUGGCCCGCCCCGGCCUCCACCGCCACAAUUCAUGCUGGUGCCGUGCCUGCAGCCCCACUCCUGGUAUGCCUGAGAUUCUCCAGGGGCCAAGCCGGUCCUCCUUCCCGGCCCACUCUUCCAGGACCAGGACGCUCCCGUGGAGCCAGCCCACCUUGGCUGAGGGUCCCAGGGACUGGAGGCCUGCCUGGUUAGCCUCCGUGUCCCAGACCUUGACUCAAGGCGCCUCCAGUCCUCCCAACCCCCUGACUUUCAAGUCCUUUCAAGUCCUCGUGCCCUGACCAAGUUAUGAGGAAUAGAGGGCUGAGGGCCUGGAGGUGGACUCGCGCCCCCUCGAGCCCCCCUAGAUGUCUCCUCCUCCCCAGCCUAUGAGCUCAGACUUGCGGGGCCCCAUCUGUCCCUCCCUGGGGUCCCUAAUCUUGUCCCUGCUCUGAUGCUGUCAGCAGACCUGAACACUCCUUGGUGGGGACCCCUGCCUCCAAGGCUGCCCCCAAUGCCAGCUGUCCUGGGGAAACUCCCCAGAACUCUCGGGGAAGGGCCCGAGAACCUUCCGAGGAAGCCUCCAGGACUCCUCGCCACCUGCUCUGUUUCUCUCCCGGCCCCACUGCCUUCAGGUAUCAGGAAGAGGGCAGGCCCUUGUGCCCCCUCUGCCCUUCCCAGGUCGGCCAACAAUACUCCACCAUGGGGCGCUUCCUUUCUUCUCUGGAAACUAAGACGUUGGACUGAAGGAACUGGCCCAAGGGGGCUGACUGGGGGCCUGUGCUGCUGGGUGCUCUAUGCACAGAGGCCGCCAGGGGUCAUGGACAGGAAUCUCAGCCCGGGAUGCUGGCCUUUCUCCUUCACGAGAGUCCCCCCCAGGAUCCACACAGCGACUCGAGCAGCCUUCCGCUCAGCCAGAGGAGGGCCGGGCUCCCCCGCCUGCUCUCGGUGGUGGCGUCUGGCCCUUCCUGCUGUUUCCAAGGCCUCCGGAAGCACCAACCCAGUUCUCAGUUACCUCCUCUGGCCGGAAGGCCUCACGUCGUCCUCCAGAGCUGCUCUGGGCCCAGGGCUGGCUCCGUGACCACCCGAUGGACGUGCCGGGCAGCACGGGCUCCAAAAGCAGCAUCCCCAGCUGCUCUCCCACCCCACCCCAGCUGCCCGGCGGCUGGGCCACGAGGGCUCUGGGGACACUUCCAUAGGAAGGGGCCCGGCACUUUGUGAUUGCCACGUGUUUCGUGAUAAGCCGCCUGCCCCCAGUGCAGAUCUCUGUGUUUUGCUCUCUCCUGAACAAAAAUGUAAACCGACGCCGGAAAGCAAAUGGUAUCGAAUACCUUUCUUGCCCAUAAGGGUUUUUACAAAGAAUGUGUCUCACUAGGAACUAGGACACUCAUCGGCCCGAGACCAACUCCUGGAUAAAAGGAAUAAGGAGAAUUGUGUUUGUAACGAGUUACAGGAUUGUUUCUUUCCUGGAUUUUAAACUUUUGUUAAAUUGUGAAAUUAUGGAGGAGUUUUAUAGAAAAACAAAGUGAAAUAAAGUCAGAUGGGAAAGCAGA
Messenger RNA from Piliocolobus tephrosceles (Ugandan red Colobus), 4562 nucleotides. It is a transcript of the gene MLLT1, whose product is annotated as MLLT1 super elongation complex subunit. Lineage: Eukaryota; Metazoa; Chordata; Mammalia; Primates; Cercopithecidae. Bases 231 to 1904 code for a protein of 557 amino acids. Gene Ontology annotation, molecular function: chromatin binding. Gene Ontology annotation, biological process: positive regulation of DNA-templated transcription. Gene Ontology annotation, cellular component: transcription elongation factor complex. The transcript is spliced from 12 exons. The record is from RefSeq and is a predicted model, not a curated record.